GCAUAUCAUCUACCAAGGCCUAUCAACCUUAAGCAGCAACAUAAACAUCAAAACCUCAUACCACAGACACAUAAACCGACGAACUACAACCCAAGCCUCUCCCACAGCGCACAAACUCUCCAUCAUGCCCUCAUACCGAAAAACACCUCUCUUUGGCGGGGCACUCACAGCAGAGCUCCCCACCACCUUCGCAGACGUCAGCACGAUCCGUCAAGUCCCCGAUAACCAAGAAGUCUACCUGGACAAAGAGGGAUUCACAAGCAUCAUCUUCGACAUCACCGAGCGCGUCGGCCCCGCUGGCAGCACUGACGCCACCGAUGGCGCUGCGCUGACCAUCCACCUCGAGGACAUUGUCGAUUCCGACUCUGAUCUGCUCAAAGUCUGGAGCACGACUGAUACGCAGUUCUCCAACCUACCACCCGACACCCCAGCCUACACCCUGAUCGCGACGCAAACCCCGCGGCCAGACCCAGAAGCGCGCAACCCGGCGCCGGAUUUCACAGCCAUUGUGCUGAAUCUGAUCCGUCUGGAGAGGGAGAAGACGGAUGUGCUGAUUACGAUUAAUGUGCCGCAUAUCAAGGGGGAGUAUUCGGAGGAGGAUGUGGAUCUGGAGUUGGGGAGGCAGGGGAAGCUGAUUAGUAAUGCAGUUGAGUAUGCGUCGGUGAUUUGGGAGAGCUUAAAGAUUAGGGAUUGGGGGCUUUUUGAUGAGGCUUAGGUGUGUGGUGGUUGGGAGGUAGGGAGAGGAUGCGAGGAGGAGGGCGGGAGAUUGGAGAUUUGAAUGAUAUAAGCAAGUAUGCUUGAGGGAAGGCUAUGGAAAUGGCAGAAGGAUAGGAAGGGGGGGGAGGGAUGCGGGGGGUGGCGAGGUUGUGGUUUUGAAUGAUAUAAGCAAGUAUGCUUGACGGAAGGUUGUGGAAGUGGCAGAAGGAUUGGGAAAGGGUGGGA
Molecule: messenger RNA, 942 nt
Organism: Pseudogymnoascus verrucosus
Lineage: Eukaryota; Fungi; Ascomycota; Leotiomycetes; Thelebolales; Thelebolaceae
Exons: 3
Coding region: 125-715 (196 amino acids)
Biological process (GO): protein import into nucleus
Cellular component (GO): nucleus
Molecular function (GO): guanyl-nucleotide exchange factor activity; small GTPase binding
Source: RefSeq, a predicted model, not a curated record